UCGCGCCACCGCCAGUCUAGCGCCGACCGUCGAUUUGAACGUACCGCGCAUGCGCUCUGCGCGUCAAUAACGAACUGUCAAUUCGAAGCACGUAAAUAAACAAGUGAAUCUCAUUUACGUGAGCCCAUACUGCUUAGUGCGUGAUAUAAGUUAAUUACAAUCAAUAAGAACACUAUUUCAAUUACCGUGCCAAUUAGUGCAACGAAUUUGCAAGUACUCUGAAAGUGAUGUUCGGAUAAGAAACAAUAACAAAAUGAACAUACAAGCUCUUUUUAUUUUAAGCGUUUCACUUUUAUGUGAUGCGAAACUGCCGAAAUACAAGCAAAACGUCCAACCGAACGAAUUACCAAGGAAUCCCACACAGAACUCGCAAGCGUUGGGCUUACUACAGACGGAAAAUAAGAAUGAAAAAACGAGUCGAAUAGUGAACGAAUAUAGAACGCGGCAUCGGAGGGAAUCGUUUGAUUCAAGAUCGUACGAAUCGAGUUUGAUAUGGUCGCAUUCGGAGCGAUUGGACGAAAACGGGGAUGUUUUAUUACGAUGGGUGACCACAGAUUCGAGUAUAACGUUUAGAUUGGAAGCGAAAACACGUGGUUACGUGGGCUUAGGUUUUAAUUCAGCGAGGAAUAUGAGAGGAGCGGAUUUGGUCGUCGCUUGGGUGGACGACAGGCACGGCAACGCUCAGCUUUUGGAUUGUCACGGCCUCACCUUCGAAGACAGAGCUGUAGCUGACGAGGUGCAGAACUACGAGCUGAUAUCUGGCUACCAGAAUGACACCCACACCACCCUGGAGUUCAGGAGACAGUUGGACACGUGUGAUCGACAGGACUUUGUUAUUGGUGAAGACACAACCCAGAUCCUCUGGGCUCUAGGCCCUGAGGGCUCCGAUGGGGACCUCCCCAGACAUGUGAAUAGCGGCACCAGACCACUCAGGUUGUUACAGCCUCUGUCCAAACCAGACACCGUACCACUUAAACAUUGGGACGUCAGGAUUGCUAAUCUCACAAUCCCCCACGUCAUGGCAACACUCUUCUGGUGCAAGAUAUUUAAAGCCCCAGACCUGCCAAAGAAGCAUCACAUAGUCGGCUACCAGCCCUUAAUAGACAGUCGACCAAUCAGGAACGGCAAACCAGUGAUAGAGAAGGACAGUCUAUCUCCAGUACAUCAUAUGGUGUUGUAUGAAUGUGCUGAAGACCAUGAUAAAAGGCUAUGGAGUGAAUGGGCGGAGGGUGAAGGCUUCUUUGGGCCGAGUAGGCCUGGUGAAUUGGCGACAUGUGUGACUCCUAUCGCCGCGUGGGCUAUGGGUUCUAAAGGUGAAUUCUUGCCAGAAAACGUUGGGAUUCCGCUAGGGGAGAGAGGUGGCGUCUCAUACUAUAUGUUGGAGGUUCAUUAUGAUAACCAGGCGUUACAUGAGGUAUUGGACAACUCCGGUAUCCGCAUCCACUACACACCGGUAUUACGCAACCACGACGCCGCGUUACUCGGUGCCGGUAUCGGUGUGUCGGUAUUACACGUGAUACCGCCGAAGCAGCGAGCAUACCGCACCGUGGGUAUAUGCAGCCCGGAGUGCACUAAUAGCACGAUGCCAGAAGAAGGAAUCAAUAUUGUAUCAGUUCUACUGCACGCUCACGGCACCGCUAGGAAAAUCACCCUCAAGCACAUUAGGGGAAACGAGGAACUUCCUAAAAUAUCAGAGGAAAACGUAUACGACGCGCGUUAUCAACAAUCCCGGAUCGUUCCGGGUGGGCGACGGUUCUUCAAACGCGAUACACUUAUCACCGAAUGCACUUACGAUAGUUCGAGCAGAGAUAAGCCCAUACUUGGUGGAUAUUCCGCUACGCAGGAAAUGUGCCUAUCCUUCAUACUAUACUACCCUCGGACGGAGCUAGCCGGCUGCUACUCUAUGACCCCAGUUGUUGAGUUCUUUGAAACAUUUGGAGUUAAAGAAUUUUAUGGACUCAGCAUGAUGCAAGUCGAGAAAAUAUUCCUGUCUUCUGGGAACUUGGAAGGCUUGCCACAAGAAAUCGAAGGCGAUAUAAGUGCACUGCAGGGAGAUGACCAAGGAGUCGGUUUAAUGAAGGGUCUAGUAAUAAAGGAACCCCCAGAAUUCCGCAACAAAACGUUUAUGGCGCACUUGAACGAAAUGCCCUGGUCCGAGCCGCUAUUAACCGAACAAAUUGAGAAGACAUUGUACAGAGGAUGGCAUAUGACGUUCUGUAAGAAGAGAGACGAUAGUUGGGGAGCGCCAAUCCAAAUCCAAAACUACCCCAACUACACAAGACUAUCUAGUAACGACGCAUCCGAAAAAUCCUGCCAUUACAAGAGUGUCCGACUUCCUUCAGUCACAGGAUCAACCGGCGAAGCUUCUAGAACAAAAAUAUCCGCCAUCUUGAUUCUAACCUCUUUGUUUAUAGCGCGGUAACAAUCUGUUAAUGUUAAAACCGAUGAUAUUAUAAGCAGAAAGGUAGACUAAAGGUAAAUUGAAAUGUGGCUAAUUGGCCAGAAUUGACUUUAAUUGCUCUUUUUCGAUCACAUAUGAGUAGAAAAGAGACAACAAAAGAAUUGAAUGAAAGAAUGAUUAUUGUUUCAAGAAUCAUUCCAUCUUUUUUUGUUUUUGAACAUCGAAUGUUUUAUACUUUUUACUUAUAAUAUCACUGGUUAAACCCAUUGUUGUUUUUCGUUGUGAGUUUAAAAAACGAGAGCUUUUAUUGUUUUGAUUGCGUUCCAAGCGAAAAGCUUGUAAAGUAUUAUUAUUAGUUUAUGCCAAAUACGUUUCGUAUUAUCUGUGCAGUUUUUAAUUUAUUGACAAAUUAAUCUGUGGCUGGAGUCUUGCGAACAAUGCAUUGAAAUGUUGUAUAUUAAAUUGUAGUUAAUGUUUUUGUGAUUUUUGUACUUAUGCGAAUUUGCUCACGAAAACGUUGGCUUAAAUCGUGACUGUGUGAAUGUUUUAUAGGUGAUAAACGAUACCAAAUGGUAUUAUUUUAUAGUAUUUACAAUUAAUAUACUGACUGAUUCGUCUCAAUUUUCCUUGUACAUAAUCUAUCGAUGUUUCUACCUAAUAUUUUUUGCUAUAAAUUUUUUGUGUAGCAAAAAUAUUAUAAAUGAAUACUCCUUAGUUAAUGGCUUCGAACCAAUUCCCUGUGGCUUCAUAUUUCUUUUAUUUUCUUGUAAAAAUUGUUCUUUUGCUUAAUUAUGAUUUGAGAUUAUUUGAAUUUAUCAAUUUCAAAGAUUUUUCUACUGAUUUCUGAGUUAUAUUUUUUUUCAAUGUACUUGCAAUGCAUUCCUCUAAGCGUUUAAUCUUGAAUUAAAAAUGAUUCAUAGUUCAUAACAUGUACUAGUAUUUAUCAAAGAAUUUGUUGUUGAUCACACAGUUUAUAGUUAUACCUACCCGCAAAAUAUGGAAAAUGUAUAAAUAAUAUUUAUAAGACUUAACAUUCAAUUAGGGCUGUGCUACAUAGGCUCUCCAUACUUUUACAACUACCCUCAAUAAAUAAUAUUGAAAUUUUAACUUUUUAACAUUUACAAACAUUGAAGGGUAGUUGUAAAACAUAAUAUUUGAAACGAACAAUGUUUUUGAGUCAUUCUUUUUAGGUUUAUUGCAUUUUGCUAUAAUUUAUAUUUUUCUAAGGUGUAGUUGUAAGUAUACGCUUAGUAAUUAAGGUUUAUUUAUUUAAAAGUCAAUAUAAUGUGUUUUAUUAUUUGA
Molecule: messenger RNA, 3703 nt
Organism: Colias croceus (clouded yellow)
Lineage: Eukaryota; Metazoa; Arthropoda; Insecta; Lepidoptera; Pieridae
Product: MOXD1 homolog 1-like
Exons: 13
Coding region: 254-2422 (722 amino acids)
Biological process (GO): octopamine biosynthetic process; dopamine catabolic process; norepinephrine biosynthetic process
Cellular component (GO): secretory granule membrane
Molecular function (GO): dopamine beta-monooxygenase activity; copper ion binding
Source: RefSeq, a predicted model, not a curated record